Messenger RNA from Ictalurus furcatus (blue catfish), 4541 nucleotides. RefSeq names its product synaptic Ras GTPase activating protein 1b (gene syngap1b). Lineage: Eukaryota; Metazoa; Chordata; Actinopteri; Siluriformes; Ictaluridae. The record is from RefSeq and is a predicted model, not a curated record. The coding region runs from base 613 to 4215 and encodes 1200 amino acids. Gene Ontology annotation, biological process: regulation of GTPase activity. The transcript has 18 exons.
CACCCUGAUGCACAUUUUAUUCCUGAAUGUAUACAGUAACAGCGAUGCUACGCGGAUACGCCAGAGAAAGCUACGGCUCCGAUGGGUUUCUAAGGAUUUCCAAACCUUUUCUCGUUUUAUUUGCUUAAUCUAAAAGUGCUUUAUUAAGGUGUCUUCUGUAUAACCUCAUUAAUUAUUACUCUCUGGGUCUGUGUGUCUUGUGUGUCUUGUGCUUUAGUUUAAGCGUAUGGAUCCGUCUAGCUUGUGUGCUAGAAGGUGCGGUAAGUGUAGGUAUGUGUUUGUGUAUGCUGUUUCUCAAUCUGACUCACUGAGUUGUUGUUUAAAAGGCAUUUCAAUUGAACCUAAAUGUCCAGUUACCUGUGAUGACGCUUUGUACACAGCCGCUGAUGCUUUCAAAGGUACGUACCAAUAUUAGUCAUCUAAGUCCCAGCCGAACGCGUUAAACACCGGGUAGGUGUUUGACGAGUUUCUGUUCUUGUUGAUCUCGAGCGAAAUGCCGAGUUUGCCGCAAACGAUUCGGCUUUUGGACGAGCCACCUUUUGAGUGCAGUGCUUGGUUUUUUGAGAACUUUCUCAGUCGUGUUGUUCUUUGUCUCCCUGCAGGACUCGUCUGAUGCAGAGCUUCAAAGAGUCACAUUCCCAUGAAUCCCUGCUGUCUCCCAGUAGUGCGGCCGAAGCACUGGACCUCACGCUGGACGAGGACGCCAUCAUCAAACCGGUUCACUCCAGCAUUUUAGGGCAGGAGUACUGCUUUGAGGUGACGACUGCUUCGGGAACAAAGUGUUUCGCCUGUCGGUCGGCUGCAGAAAGAGACAAAUGGAUCGAGAAUUUACAGAGAGCUGUGAAGCCCAACAAAGACAACAGCCGGAGGGUGGACAACGUCUUGAAGCUCUGGAUCAUCGAGGCCCGGGAGCUGCCGCCCAAAAAACGCUACUACUGUGAACUGUGUUUGGACGACAUGCUGUACGCACGCACCACCAGCAAACCCCGCACCGACACUGUCUUCUGGGGUGAGCACUUCGAGUUCAACAACCUCCCGGCUGUCCGCAACCUCCGGCUUCAUCUCUACAAAGAGACGGACAAGAAAAGACGCAAGGAGAAAAGCACAUAUCUAGGACUGGUCAGCAUCCCCAUAUCCAGCAUCACAGGUCGACAGUUUGUAGAGCAAUGGUACCCCGUGAUUCAGCCCAGUGUCCUGGCCAAAGGAGGGGGUGUAGGAGGGGGUAAAAUCAUCAACGCCUCUUUGCGACUCAAGUCUCGCUACCAGACCAUGAGCAUCCUGCCAAUGGAACUGUACAAAGAGUUUGCCGAGUACGUCACCAACAACUACCGGACGCUGUGUGCCGUCUUAGAGCCUCUACUGAGUGUCAAAAGCAAAGAGGAGGUAGCCUGUGCACUGGUGCACAUCCUACAAAGCACAGGGAAGGCAAAGGACUUUCUUUCAGACAUGGCGAUGUGUGAGGUAGACCGAUUCAUUGACCGAGAGCAUCUUAUCUUCCGUGAGAACACCUUAGCCACCAAAGCUAUAGAAGAGUACCUCAAACUCAUCGGACAUAAGUACCUCAAGGAUGCUUUAGGUGACUUCAUCCGAGCGCUGUAUGAGUCAGAGGAGAACUGUGAGGUUGAUCCCAUGAGGACUCCACCUUCCGUUCUACUGGACCAUCAGGCGAAUCUACGCAUGUGUUGUGAGCUUGCUCUCUGCAAAAUCGUCAACUCACAUUGCGUUUUUCCACGUGAGCUGAAGGAGGUCUUUGCGUCUUGGCGAGUACGCUGUGCGGAGAGGGGGAGGGAGGACAUAGCUGACCGCCUGAUCAGUGGCUCCCUCUUCCUGCGCUUCCUUUGUCCAGCCGUCAUGUCCCCAUCGCUGUUCAACCUCACCCAGGAAUACCCAGACGAGCAGACUUCACGCACGCUCACCCUCAUAGCCAAAGUGCUGCAGAACCUCGCUAACUUCUCCAAGUUUGGCAGUAAAGAGGAGUAUAUGUGCUUCAUGAAUGAGUUCUUAGAGAUGGAGUGGGGCUCCAUGCAGCAGUUCCUGUAUGAGAUCUCCAAUCUAGACAGCAUAAGCAAUGCCGGGGCUUUUGAGGGAUACAUUGACCUGGGAAGAGAGCUUUCUGUACUGCACAGCCUCCUGUGGGAGGUCAUGGCUCAACUCAGUAAGGAUGCCAUUAUCAAACUCGGACCAUUACCCCGCCUCCUGAAUGACAUCAGCAUGGCCCUUCGCAAUCCUCAUCUCCAAAGGCAGCCCAGUCACCAGACAGACAGACAGCCGCCGGAAAGACAGACAGACCGGUUACUCUCUCGACCCAGCUUCAACAGGGGAAUAUCCUCCGAGUUUCAGAACCUCAUGAUGAGGGACCUUAACAGUUCCAUAGAUAUCACUCGCUUACCUUCCCCAACCUCCGCCAUGCCCAGUGAUGUUUUCUAUGUCACCCGUCCCCCGCUGGCCCGGUCCAGUCCUGCGUACUGUACGAGCAGCUCCGAUAUCACCGACCCAGACCCAAAGGUUCUGUCCGUUAAUGAACGUAUUUCUAUGAUGGACCUCCAGGACUCAAGAAUGAACAGCGUCUCUAACCUGCAGUCUGUGGGGGACAUGCUCAACUCUCCCCAGGCCUCACUUGCCGGGUUCGGUGGCCUUGGUGGUGCUGGAGGAGGCCUCGGAGGUCAGCUGCGUGCCGGCGGAGGGCGGAUGUCAGCCGGUUCGGGUGGCUCCAGUGUGUCCGGCGGCCUGCGACUAAGCCAGCUGAGCCAGAUGGGGACCACUACCGACUCGCUGUCCCAGCAGCAGCAGCAGCAGGCCGCGGCUCUCCGUUACCCGCUCUCCUUCCAGAACCCUCUCUUCCACAUGGCUGCCGACGGUCCUCAAGUCCAGCGCCAGCACAGUCGUGCUCAGGUGCCUCCACCCCUCUUGCUGGCUCCGGAGCCAGACUCCUCCCACCCAGCAUACUUGCCGCAGUUCGCCCGCGGCGCCUUCUCCCGCAGCGAAGACCUCUCCACGCUCAGACCCGGACCACACCUCGGCCAGCCCAGCAUCGUCCACUCCCACAGCUACAGUGACGAAUACAGCCGGGGAGACUACGCCCGACGGCAACUCUCUAUGCACAUGCAGGAAAACCUCCAGCAGCAGCAGAUGAUGGGCAUGGCCUCACAGACAGGCACGUCUCAUUCCUCGCUCGCCUCGCCUCCCACCACUGUCCAGCCUGUCCGUCAGAGCUCCAUGGCUCCGCCUCCCACACAGCGCAUGAAGUCUCAAACCUCCCAUCAGCUUUCUGUGAGCUCGGCUGCCGUUGCCACGCCCCCUAGCAAGACGAGGCCUCCGAGCGGAAAUCUGCUCCAGUCUCCUGAGUCGGGUUUCGGGGGGAGGCAGCCGGGCCCACGGCAGCAGCUCUCCGUCAAGGAUAACACCGCCCCCGGCCUUCCUCAUCAGCACAGCUCCACCCGCGAGAGCCAGGGAUCUCAGGGUUCUCAAGGGGGAACACCACAGUCGACGCAGCAGUCGCACAAGGAGCGACAACACUCACAGCAACAUUUACUCAAGCCUUCCAUCAGCAAACAGGGCUCAUCUCCCAACACUUUGAACCCUCCCACCCCUGCCUCAGAAAGGACAGUCGCCUGGGUGUCGAACAUGCCACACCUUUCCGCUGACAUCGAGAGCUCACGCAUCGAGAGAGAAGAAUUUAAGCUGAAGGAGUACUCAAAAAGCAUGGACGAGUCACGUUUAGACCGGGUACGGGAGUACGAGGAGGAGAUCCAUUCUCUGAAGGAGCGUCUGAUGAUGUCCCACCGCAAGCUGGAGGAGUACGAGCGGAGGCUAGUCACUCAGGAGCAACAGACCAACAAGAUCCUGCUGCAGUACCAGAGCCGGCUGGAGGACAGCGAGAGGAGGCUGAGGCAACAGCAGAUGGAGAAGGACUCCCAGAUUAAAGGAAUAAUCGACAGACUCAUGGCGGUGGAGGACGAGCUGAGGGUAGGGGUAGCACCAGAGCACAAAGCCAGGAUGUUUGCAGAUCAGGGGAGGCGGCAAUCCAUCCUAGUGCAGCCCCGUCUCGCGCCCGUCCCUCCUCGAAUGCACAGAUUUUUAAUCCCUCCCUCAUCCCUCUCUCUCCUUCUCUCUUUCUCUCUCUCUCUCUCUUUCCUUCUCUCUCUUUCUACGUGCCUUUUCAUUUCUCCCUUCUGGAGCAUUUUUAUGGAUGUUUCCCAUACCUCGGCCGUGUAACUCAUUCUCCUCUUUUUUCCCUUCCCGCUACUUCUCCCAUCCCUUGUGACCUGUCCAUCCCACCUUUUCUUUUCUUCUUCCCUCUCUCCUUCUGUCUUCUUUGGUUCUGAACCUUUGUACCACUGUAUCCUUUUUUCCCCUGUUCCCUGUGUUAUGUUUUCAUUCUUCCUUCUAUCUUUUCUUCAUCCGCCUUCUGUCCUUCAAAUGCUCCUUGUGUCCUUUCUUUCCUCUAUUUUCUCUCCCUCCCCCUCCCCUUCUUUCUUUCUCUUUGUCUUGCUAGGAAGAGCAGCUUCCCUCCCUGGGUUCUCCAGACCCCGGUGUGAGUG